This is a messenger RNA of Ogataea parapolymorpha DL-1, 1275 nucleotides long. RefSeq lists its product as uncharacterized. Gene Ontology annotation, molecular function: endopolyphosphatase activity; phosphatase activity. NCBI's taxonomy places the organism in Eukaryota, Fungi, Ascomycota, Pichiomycetes, Pichiales, Pichiaceae. Gene Ontology annotation, cellular component: cytoplasm. Gene Ontology annotation, biological process: polyphosphate catabolic process. The record is from RefSeq and is a predicted model, not a curated record. The coding region runs from base 1 to 1275 and encodes 424 amino acids. The transcript has a single exon.
AUGGUCUCGGAAACCACCCCUCUUCAGAGACCCGAUGACUACGAAGACGAGGAGUUCAGUCCAUUUGAACGGCUUAUGAUCCGCAUUGGAUCUUCCAGACGGCUGCUUUGGGGGCUCGGACUAAUAAUCGGAUUGCCAAUUGUAUAUUUUCUGAUGGUCUUCUUGCCUAGUCUGGCACCCCCGUCCGCAGACGUCCCGGACUUGAUCAAAGUUGCAAAACUGCCCGUCUAUCUACACCCCCUGAUACCUCCAGAGAAUCUUGAAAUGGCGGAUCAUGAGAUAAUUAACGACAACUACAACGAUCCCGAGUCACCUAUUAAAAACGUGCCCAAUUUCGAGAAAUGGAACCUGCUGGACAAGGAUACCAAAUUAUUUAGGAGACAUUUUCGGAAGCUGAAGGCUGCAGCUUGCCAAAGGCCCGCUAAACGACUUAUUCUUAUUGGAGACGUUCACGGCUCGCUGCUUGAGCUGCAGAAACUCCUAAAACACGUCAAAUUUGACGGCGGACGCUACGAUCACGUUGUUUUGCUUGGCGAUUUCCUGGCCAAAGGCAAGAACUCGCUCGGGGUGCUCGAAUACGCCAUCCAGAACCGCAUCGACUGCAUUUUGGGCAACCACGAAUGGGAGAUUCUGAAACGGUAUGUGCAGUACCACGGUCUUCCGGGCGUCGGCUUUAACGAGUCGAAAAACGAGUUAAGAGCAGCAGAACAGUACGACUUGGACGAGCAGAUGCGGAUUGCAAAACGGCUCAUGCCUGAACACAUUGACUAUAUUUCCAAGUGUUCGCUAAUUAAGGAGCUGGGCCCUGUUCCGAGAAUGACGAACAAAAAACGGACGAAAUAUGCCUCCACUCCGGCAAGCGGAGUCGCUGUCCACGGCGGACUGGUAUGGAGCGUCGAAACCCUGCAAGAUCAGGAUCCAGAGGCGAUCCUGACUAUCCGCAAUCUGCUGCCUCCAGACUACACCAUUCCGACCGAAGAUCGUCACGAGGUGGUCGACGGCGAGAAAUCCAAGCCAUGGACACGGUUCUGGACACGGCGCCAGCUUGAAGUGGCUGCAAACGCGAGUGAGGACGCGUUGACCGCCGGCACAAAAGUGUACUACGGGCACGAUGCCAAAAGAGGCGUGUGUUUCCGCGAGUUCAGCACGGGGCUGGACUCUGGGUGUGUCUACGGCGCCCAGCUCAGUGCGGAAAUAAUCUGGAGCGAGGUGGUGAGUACGAAGAACGAAGAUCGCAUAGUUUACAGAAAUUUGUUCACUCAGGUCAAUUGCUGA